This is a messenger RNA of Prosopis cineraria, 813 nucleotides long. RefSeq lists its product as uncharacterized. The transcript is spliced from 2 exons. The record is from RefSeq and is a predicted model, not a curated record. Bases 320 to 730 code for a protein of 136 amino acids. Gene Ontology annotation, molecular function: catalytic activity. NCBI's taxonomy places the organism in Eukaryota, Viridiplantae, Streptophyta, Magnoliopsida, Fabales, Fabaceae.
AGCCGCAACGGACCCAACUCCUAUGGACAAGAUGGUAGACGAAGAGGCUGGGGAAAAGGAAGACUGAGUAAGGCUCUAGUUGUGGCCCAUCAAUUUUCUCUGAUCUCAUAUGUGGUUAAAAGGUUGGGUAAUGUGAAUAUCAAGAGAUUUGCGGGGACCCUGAGUCCCCAAUGCCGACAAAAAGGAGAUGCCUAUUCUUAGAUGAAGAGUCUUCGAAGAAAGAAAGGAGUCAAAAAUCCAUAAAGAAGGCCACAAGAAGAAAGAGUGUUCAUAGAAUCAAACAAGAAGUUAGACAAAAGUACCAAUUAGUAAUGGCAAAAUGGAUAUGGCUCCAACAAGUGGGGAAAUCGAAUUUCUAAAAAGCUGGUUCUGCUUGAAUAGGAGUAAAGAAGUGGAGGUUAGAGGUCCAGAUGCUGGAGGUUUGUGGUGGCUAUCCUACAACAGCUACCCAAGGAUCAUGAUUUGCUUUUCAUGGAACUGUCAAGGACUAGGGGCGUCCUUGACAGUCAAAACCCUCAAGGAGGAGGUCAAGAAAAAUAAGCCCCAAAUCGUCUUCCUCAUGGAGACAAAACAAAAUCGCAGCUAUCUAGAAAGGAUUAGCAGAAGAUGUGGGUUUGAUGAGUACUGGUAUGUAGAUCCAGUGGGGCGGUCUGGAGGGCUAGCGUUGUGGUGGUGUGAAGGUAUUUUUAUCGACAUCAAGUUGAUAGGCAAAGGAUUUGGAAUCAGAUAAGAAUCAUGGCUGGUUUGGUGAGCUCUACAUGGCUAUACAUAGGAGAUUUUAAUGACCUCCUAUCACAGACUGACAAGCUUAGA